Messenger RNA from Thrips palmi, 5662 nucleotides. Its product is annotated as thyroid adenoma-associated protein homolog. Gene Ontology annotation, cellular component: cytosol. The record is from RefSeq and is a predicted model, not a curated record. Gene Ontology annotation, biological process: tRNA methylation. Lineage: Eukaryota; Metazoa; Arthropoda; Insecta; Thysanoptera; Thripidae.
GCAGAACGAAAAUCUCCGUCUAAAAUCUGUGGAUUAGAACAGAGUGCCAAAGAAGCAAACUGUCAUGAAAAGAAAACAAACAUAUUUUGAUAGUGAAUAAAUAUAACUUUCUUCAAUUCAAGUAUUUUUAAGACCAUAUACCGGUGGAUGAAAACAGUGAUGAAUGGACGUUGGUAAGUUGGUAAGGACACCGGCCAAGCAGAAGAGACAGCUUUCCACACACGGAAGAAAGGAUUUUCUUAGUUUAUCGUUAUUGGGAAAUGCAUAAUUGAAUCACCAUUGCAUGUCGUGCCGGUCGCCGUGCGCUGACUCAGACUCGUGCUUCGCCCUCUCGCCGCCGCCGCGCUCGACGACCCCUGUGGCGCCCCAGGGCCCCCACGGCCCCCACGGCCCCCCGCGCCCCGCGCUAUGCCGGGGCCAAGGCCCCACGUAGCGAACGGGGUGGACGUGGAGGGGCUGCUCCGCGAGGCGCGACGCGCCCUGGACGUCCUGGACUCCCCGCCGACCCCCGACGACAAUGCGGGGGUGCCGGCAGUGGCCGCCGCCGGGGCCGACGGACGGCCUGCCGGGGGCUGUAGCGCUGAGGACAUCGCGCUGCUGCGACAACUGCUCGUCAAGGACCCCCACCGCAUCAGCGUGAAGCACGACUACCACAUCCUCCGGUCCGUGAUUAGCGGGUGCUGGGGUCUCCGCCACAGUGAUGGUGCCGACGACGGGGUCCCCGCCGGGGCUGCCACCGAGGGGCAGGUCCUGGUGCUGGCGCUGGUGCUGGCGGCCCGGCUGCCCCUGGACGGCUUGCUCCUCGCGGCGCAGGCCCUGUACCACGCCCUGCCGGACACCCUGGCCCUGGCACUGCUGCGGACCCUGGCCCAGGACCCCGGCUGGAAGGACUCGGCCGUGCUGGCGCUGCACCACGGGCUGCUGGCCGUGGCCGUGUCCCUCGUGCCCUGCCUGGACGAGGAGGGUGGCGCCGAGCAGACGACGCGCAGGCCGGGGCAGCCCUCGGUCGCUGGCCCCGGCCUGCGCCGGGCGGUGGUCGACGCGGUGCUGGGCGCCACCAUCAAGUGCACGCUGCGCGAGUGCAGGGCCACCUCGCACCGCACCAAGGCCGCCUUCAAGAUGCUGCUCGCGUACCUCUGCACGGUGACGCGGUGGCGGCGAGUGCCGGCCGAGCUGGACGAGAUCGUGAUGCUUGUGUCGACGAGCUGGGAGGUGCCGCUGCCCGGCGUGCGCGAGUCCAACGAGGCCGUGCUGGUGCAGCUGCAGCACAUGGCCGUGCAGAGCGCCGCCUGGCCGAGGCCGUCCGAGAGCGUGGCCGAGGCCGAGGCCGUGGUGGAGGCCCUGCGACGGAUCCGCGACACUGCCGGCCGCUGGGCCGCGGUUCUGCACGCGACGUCGUGGCGCUCCAAGGACAAGUACCUGCAGCUCAAGGUGCUGGCGCCGCACUUGGGCCGGGCCGCGCUGCUGUGCGACAUGGACGCCGUGCUCAUGGAGGGGCUGCUCCUCGGCACGGCCGACCCGCACCUGGCCUCGGCGGCCACGGCCGUGUACCGCGUCAUCCUGGCGGCCAUCGACGUGGACGCCUGGCACGGCCACUGCUUCAAGCACGUCACUCAGGCCCUCGCCGCGCGGGACAGGAAGCUGGUCAUCAACGUGCUCAACUACUGGGUCAGCCCCACGGUGAAGGCGUUUCCGAGCACGCUGCCCUCGCUCCUGGCCGCCAUGAAGGGCCCCAUGGACGCCGCCAUGGCCGGUGACAGGGCCCACGAACACACAUUCGCCCACGCCGCCUUCCUGCACCUGCUCAAGAUCGGCCGCAAGGAGGGGUUCUGGGACCCACUGGAUCCGGCCCCCGAGGUGUCGGAGUACUGGGCCGCGGUGCAGUGGGGGCUGCGCCACGGCGACACGUGGGUGCGGGGGGUGGCGUUCGCGGCCGCGUGCGUGUCGGCUCGGCCGCGGCAGCCCGUGAGCGCGCGCGAGUUGGAGGCCGCGAUGCGCUUCCUCGACGCCAACGUGCGCUCCGACGACACGCGGCUGCGCCACUCGCUGCUCGAGUCGCUGGGGUGGCUGCUGAUGCGCGUGCGGACGUCGCUGCGGACGCUGCUGGCGCUUCCCGGCGGCGACGCGGAGGACAACGCCGAGCUGGCGGCCGCGGCGCGCUUCCUCGCCGACCUGCACCUCUUCGUGCUGGACGGGUUGCAGCCAGGCGCCAACUACCAACGGCGUGCCACCUGCCUCGGCGUGUACCGACUCAUGCUCAGCUACUUGUCACCGGAGCCCGGCCAGCCCGGCCAGCCGGCCGCGGCCUCGGCCAUCGGCCUCAAGAAGGGCGUCAGCAAAGACCCCAUGCCGCGCAGCGCCGUCGUCAGCCGCCACCUCUGCCUGGGGUCCGCUGCUGCCCGACGCGUGCUGCUCAACUGCAUCAUGGACCCCACGGACGACGUGCGCGCCAAGGCGGCCGAAGUCCUGGCCAUGCUGCCUGCCGACGCCGCGGGACGCCGCGGACGCCGCGGACGAUGUCCACGACGCCCGAGGCCUGCCGACCUGGGACCACGUGCUGGCGCUGUGCAACAGCCCUCUCUUCUUCCAGGCCGAGAGUGGCGCGGUGCUGGGCGCCGUGCUGUGCACCGCCACGUCGAGCCCAUGGACUUGGUGGCGGCGUGCGAGCGGCAGCUGGCCGCCCUGCGCGCCGACGUGUUGAGCGCGGCGUCCGAGGGCAGCCCCCUCCACGGCCUUCUUGGCCUGGUGCGCCGCCUGCUGCCGGCCAGAAGCGCCCAGGGCAAACGCGAGGCGGGCCGGUGGGCCGGCGCCGAGGGCCGCUUGCUGGGCCUGCUGGAGGACAACGUGGACCUCUGCCUCAACCUCCUCGCCUGCAGGGCGUCGUCCGACUCGGCGUUCGCCCCGAGCUUCGCAGAGAUGGGGGAGGCCAUCGACAGCAUGGUGUCGCGGCCGUCGUCGGACGUGGAGGUGGCGGACGAGGAGGCGCUGCCGCUGACGCUCUCCCCCGCGCACCAGCUCGUGCUCAACUGCAUCUGGCUCAACCUCAAGGCGAGCUGCGCGCUGGCCAGCGACCUGGCCGAGGUGGACUUCCCCGGCCUGGUACAGAGCUGCUCGCGGCGCGACUUCGCGGAGCGGUGCGCCCGGCUCUCCGUCGUCGUGCUGACGCGGUGCCGCCACAAGGGCGCCAUUGAGGCAGCAGGGACGGCCCUGCAGCAGGUCGUCAGGACCCUCACGGAGCAGGCGGACUUGGCGCUACGGCGACUUCCUCACACUCUGCUGAUGGAGUUCAUGUCGCUUCUCCUGGAAGGGAGCACCGCGAAAGGGACCUCAGUGUCGAGGCGGUCUGCAGGGAUGGCUAUUUUGGUGCAUCGUGUUGUCCUGGGGGAUCAGCAGCCGGAUAAGCCUCUACUGCAUGAUUGUAUUUCCUGUUUGUUUGAGCUGCUUGGGUGCAAUGUGAGCCAGUCUGCAUUAGAGGGAGCUCAGCACGACCUUCCUCAGACCCAAGCCUUGCACUUUCUUCGCACGUUGGUGGCUGAUGCUUCCUUACGUGUAGCAAUGUCACCUUACGUCUGUCAGGCUGCCCUCUUUUGCUUCAGGCACCUUAACUCACCUGUAUGGAGUAUACGAAAUGCAAGUCUUCAGCUUUUCGGUGCUCUUGUGCCAAAAAUUGUGGGCCAAGGAAAAUCAUCCAAUGAUGCUGAAGAAGAGGAUGAUACUUUAGUAGGGUGCAUCAGUUUUGGAGACUUAGUAGUUCGCUUUAAUCCUCUUUGUAAUCUACUGCUAGAAAUUUUAAAAUCUGUACCAGCUGAAGGGAAUGUACUUAAAAACCAAGCAGAACUUAUUCCUGCACUCUCUCUUUUGGCACGAUUGUCAGUUUCAGAACUAGUCCCGUGGUUGGAAGGGGAGUAUAAAUGUGUGAAAUCAUCUUUCCUGCAACUUUUGUCUAGUCCUAUUUCAGUUGUACGUUCUCUAGCUGCCAAGGCCUUUUCAAGGUUUACUCCUCUUGUUGGCUCAGCAAGUGCUUUUGAAGAGCUGUUGGAAAUUCUACUAAAGCAGAGUAGUACUGAAAAUGGCAGGAAUGGAAUUCUGACAGCCAUGAAACUUAUUAAAGAGUAUAUCAAUCUAGAAGGCCAACUUACACAGGCAGCUAUUUCAGAGAAAGAGAAAAUGUCUUACUUAAUUCGCAAUAAAAUGAACAACUGUAACUGGAAUCUUUUAUCUUACGCAAGUCAAGCUAUAGUUUUAUCUAUUUUGGAAGUGCAAACUAAUCUUGAAAACGUGGAAACCUCUCUUCAAAUUUUAAGUAAAAUAUCCUCUGUUACUGGACAAACUAAUAUUGGAAUCACUCAAUGGGUAUCUGCAAAUAUGAGACAUAUUGUGACUGAUUGCAAAAUUGAAGCCUUGCCAACUAUUUUAAACAAGUCUUUAGGCCUGCCGAGUAGUACUGAUGUUCCAAGGGCUGCUGCGUUGUAUGUCCAUAGAAGGUUGAAUAGAAAUGUUUCAACUACUGCUAUGCAAGAAAUUUUAAACGUGUGUAUGAACAACCUAGGCAGUACUUCAACCCUCUCUAAUUAUGAAACAUUCCAUGUGUUAAAUAUAAUUUUAAAAAUAAUUGUCAUUGUCAGUGACAGACAGGCAACUCUAGUUUGUGACAUGGAUAAAGUUACCCAGAUAUCACAAGAUUUAUCCUCAUCAAAACUUGGUGCUCGUUGCAAAGCUAUCACACUUCCCAUUUUAGCAGGGCUAAUAAUGUUUCUUGUAAGCAAUUGGACAAUGCAGGAAGGUCAAAUCACAAUUUUAAUCAUGGAAAUAUUUUUGGAAGAUUGGCAGAUACUCUGCAAAAGUAUAGUCUGCCUGAUAAUGAUGAAGACUACCGGUUUGCUGCUGCAACAGUUGAGAUUUGCUGGGACAGUGGUGCAGCAUAGGAGGCACUUGAGCCCAAAUCAAGAAGAGUCAGAAGAGAACAUAAAAUCAGAAACUACUUCUUUAAUUUUACAUACAGCCAUUCGGCUACUUCAAGAUGAGGACAGUCAAGUACGAGAUGAGGCGUCUAAAUUCGUAACGUAUCUUUUCCAAGCUGUUCCCAGAACAUUAAAUUCAUUGGAAUGCUUGGAAGUAUUACUUACUUGUGAAUUUCUGUGCCUCUUUUUGGGAAGUAACCAAAAUGUUGUAAGGUUCUUGUGGCAGUUUUUGUCUAUAGAAGAUCUAAACUUAAGCUUAUCUAAAGACAAUUACAUAGAGAAUCCAUUUGAUCAUGGGUCAAAAAAUAUUUUCUCUGAAGAAAUAUGGAUUCUUGAGAAAGCUGGCAGAUCAUUGACAACCAUUAAGAAACAAAACCUGGGCAUGGAAACCUUCAGCUUAACCAUCAAUGAGCCUCCAAUUGCAACUACUCAGCUCCAGAGAAACUUAUCAAGUUUGGAAACAUUAGGUCAAUGCAAAUCAGAUAAAAGAGGUUCUGUUCGAGAAAACUGGUUGGCAGCUGCUAUGUGUUUACAGAUGAGGAAAAUCAAUUUUAGACUUGACCUGCUCUCUAAAGACAUUAAUUCAGAGUGUGUAACUCUUCAUAAAAAAAUGUGCAAUGUUUCAAAUUUUACAUUUUAUUUGUAACUUGAGUAAAAAUAAAUAAAUAAAUAAAUGUCUUUUGUAAUUUGUAAAAAGAAAA